UGCAUUUCACCGACGAUAUUAGUUACGGCUUUUUGCAAAUAUUGUUAAAAAAUUACUGGAAAGUUCUUGGAUUCACUCUAUGUACAUACAUAUGUAUACGUAUAUAAAGCGAUGAAAUGUUUGCUAUUUCAAUAAGCUUUAAUAAAAAAAAUAUCUUUAUAGGAUACAUCACGCGAUCGUAAUGAUGAUAGGAAGCGUUCCCGACAAGAUAAAUAUAUUUAGAAAGGUCGAAUUUCGAAAGGCGUGAAACCAAAAAUAUAUAUGCCAUUCGCAACGAUCGAUUGAGAACAUUUUAUAACUUUGCCACCAAAGCAAACAGAGUAUGUACACAGAGAGAAACUCUGGAAGUGCUGUGUGGCAGAGUUGACACGAUUUCGACCUAACAUACUGAGGCACUGAUAAGGCUCUUGGUCGCACAUUUUGAUUAAAGAGCGGCGCCGCCAUUAUGAACGUCGAUUAUAUGAAUUUCAUUGAGUUCGAGAUAAACGCCGAGAAUUGAAGAUGAUAAUAUCGAGAGUAAAUAAAGUAUUACAUAUGUAUAUGUAUUUAUAUUGAGCUAUGAACAACUGCAGAGGUAAAAAAUUCCUCCGAUGCAUUUUGCUGUCCAAUUACAAUUACAAAAUUAAUAGAUCAGUACAAUCUGAAGAUGAUAGCGACGAUUCCCAUAUCGAUUAUAUCUAAUAUUAUUGUCUCGAAGAGCUUUUUAGGAGAUUUGCCAAUGCCGCAUUGAUACCUCCCCUUUUUACCCAAUUCCUAAACAAUAUAAAAUAGAAACUCAUUUAAACCUACACAAAAAUCUAAAUACUAAAUUGACAGAAUAUAAGUGCUCAAAACCGUGUAUAGUUAAUUCUGUAAGAAUACAUAAAACCAAAAAAAUCCUCAUCAUCGUCAACAGGACUAUCGACGCAACUCAUCAACCGGACGUGGUAAUCGCACGCCACCGCCGCCUCCACCACCAAUGGUCUCAUCAGCAUCCACAUCGAACUAUCGUAGUACUGGUGGGGCUAAUACAUCUAGCAAUUCAUAUCGUGGUGCGAAUUCCCGGAAUGAUAGAGAUGACUCCAAUGCAAAUACCAGCCGUCACCGUUCUCCAAUGGGCAUACAAAAGCGUCCCAUGCGCACCGGCUACAUUUCAAGAGCUCGCGGUAAUAUCUCGUCAUAUCGAGGUGGCAUGCGCAGUACUAUGCUGAGGGGCGGUGUGCGCAUCAUUCGCAACAACCGGAAUGAAGCGAACGAUUUGCGCAUUAUGCGCCGAAAGCUGUUGUAUGCUCAACAAAAAGAUCGUGCGCGUGUAUUAAAAAUACAGCGCCUAACAAGGUAAUUAGAAAAAAAAAA
Molecule: messenger RNA, 1335 nt
Organism: Rhagoletis zephyria (snowberry fruit fly)
Lineage: Eukaryota; Metazoa; Arthropoda; Insecta; Diptera; Tephritidae
Source: RefSeq, a predicted model, not a curated record